AUGACAUUUCAUUAUAUGCUCCUGCUGCUGUUCGCAUUGCCACUGAUCAAAACGACAUCAAUAUCUCCAGGAAAACAAGCAAAAUCACUCAUCAAAUGGAAGGACGACUUUUCUUCAUCAUCAUGGCCACCUUCGCUACUCAAUUCAUGGUCCCUCACCAACCUCAGCAGCCUCUGCAACUGGACUGCCAUUGCCUGCACCAAAACCAAUACAGUCUCCAAAAUAGACCUCUCCAAUAUGCAAAUUACUGGAACACUCGCUCUUUUCGAUUUUUCUCUAUUUCCGAAUCUUACCCACUUCAACCUGAGUGGCAACUAUUUCCGAGGGCCUAUACCAUCUGCCAUUGGAAAUCUCUCCAGCCUCAUAACUUUGGACUUCAACAACAACUCUUUGUACAGCAGUUAUAACGGAUUCUCUGGCCCAAUUCCGGACAAUAUCGGUUUGAUUUCUGGUCUUCAACAUAUUGACCUGAGUUGGAAUCUUCUGGAAGGGAAAAUUCCACCCUCUAUAGGCAAACUCAGGGAGCUCCAGUUCCUUGAUCUUUCAUACAACUCCAUAAACUCUUCAAUUCCUUCUGAGCUUGGUCUUUGUACAAACCUCACCCACUUGUCCCUGUCUUCCAAUAACCUCAACGGGGAACUGCCUCUGUCCUUGUCCAAUCUGAAAAGCCUCGUUCAAUUGGAUUUACAUAAUAAUCGAUUUAUUGGUCAAAUCCUUCUUUCUCUUGCCUCCAAUUGGACGGAAUUGGUCUCUUUGAACCUUCACCACAAUAGCUUCAGUGGAACCAUUUCAGUAGAAACUGGGCAGUUGAGACAAUUGCAGUAUCUAAGCCUUUACUCCAACAAAUUCAGCGGAGAGAUUCCUCAUUGUCUAGGCAAUUUAUCUCAGCUUCAGGGACUCUAUUUGGAUCAGAACCACUUGAGAGGAGAGAUUCCUCAUAGUCUAGGCAAAUUGACUCAGCUUCAGGGACUCUUUUUGUCCUAUAACCAAUUGACAGGAGAGAUUCCUCAAAGUCUCGGCAAAUUGACUCAGCUUAGGGGACUCUAUUUGUCCGAUAACCACAUGACAGGAGAGAUUCCUCAGAGUCUAGGCAAAUUGACUCAGCUUUAUUAUCUCCAUUUGUCCGAUAACCACUUGACAGGAGAGAUUCCUCAGAGUCUAGGCAAAUUGACUCAGCUUUGGGGACUCUAUUUGGACGAUAACCACUUGACAGGAGAGAUUCCACAGAGUCUAGGCAAAUUGACUCAGCUUCAGCAACUCUAUUUGUCUGAUAACCACUUGACAGGAGAGAUUCCUCAGAGUCUAGGCAAAUUGACUCAGCUUCAGCAAUCUAUUUGUCCGAUACCACUUGACAGACAGAUUCCUCAGAGUCUAGGCAAAUUGACUCAGCUUCAGCAACUCUAUUUGUCCGAUAACCACUUGACAGGAGAGAUUCCUCAGAGUCUAGGCAAAUUGACUCAGCUUCAGCAACUCUAUUUGUCCAAUAACCACUUGACAGGAGAGAUUCCUCAGAGUCUAGGCAAUUUAUCUCGCCUUCAGAGACUGGAUUUGUCCGCUAACAACUUCACAGGAGUGAUCCCACGAAUUUCAGGUAUGUUGGACCUCAAGCUUCUUUCAUUGUCUAAUAACAAUUUGACAGGGGUAAUACCAAUUUUUCUGUUUCUUGCCGUAGGUUUAACAGGUUUGUACUUCUUGAAUCUCAGCAGCAAUUCACUAUCGGGUGCAAUACCAUCAGAAUUGCGCAUGCUCGCAGAAUUAGACGUUUUCAAUGCCUCACACAAUCAUCUCUCAGGCGAAAUUCAAUCAGCAUUAGCUGACCUGUUGACUCUAAAUAUAAGUAUGUAUGACUUUUCGUAUAACAACUUAACAGGGCCAUUCCCAACUUGUGGCAUUUUCAAUAAGGUGCCAACAAGUGCGUUUGUUGGUAACCAUGGCUUGUGGAGUGCAGAGGGACCAACUGAAUGUAAGUCCUCCAGUACAAAUUCCAAAAGUGCUCAGAAGAAUAUGGUAUCUGUUUUCCUUUAUUCCUUUAUGGGUUUCACAGUAGGUGCAAUUUCCAUUGCUGCUCUGUUUCUUAUGUUUCGUAAGAGGUCCACGAUCCGGCCUCAGGUAAUCAAAACUUCUCAAAACUUCGAGAGUUUUGAAGCAAUGAUAUUGCAAGAGGAAGUAAAAUUUACGUUUGCAGAAGUUGUGAAGGCUGUAGAUGACUUUCAUGAGAAAUAUUGCAUUGGCGAAGGAGGUUUUGGAAAGGUUUACAAGGCAGAGCUCCAAUCAGGCCAAGUUAUUGCAGUUAAGAGGCUUAACACGGACGACUCUAAUGACGUUCCAGCGAUCAAUCUUCAAAGUUUUCAGAAUGAAAUCCGAACUUUGACAACUAUCCGACAUCGAAACGUCAUAAGGCUAUAUGGCUUCUCUACAAGGAAGGGUUGCAUAUUCUUGCUUUAUGAAUACUUAGAGAGAGGCAGCCUCGGAAAAGCAUUGUAUGGGGUAGAAGGGGUUACUGAACUUGGCUGGCCAUCAAGGGUAAAAAUUGUGCAAGGACUUGCUCGUGCGCUUUCUUACCUGCACCAUGACUGCUCACCACCAAUUGUGCAUCGUGAUGUAACUGUCAAUAAUGUAUUGCUCGAGCAAGAUUUCGAGCCCCGACUCUCAGAUUUUGGAACAGCAAGACUGUUGAGUAUUGAUUCAUCCAACUGGACCAACAUUGUUGGUUCACUAGGAUACAUGGCCCCAGAGCUUGCAUAUAUUAUGCAGGUGACGGACAAGUGUGAUGUUUAUAGCUUCGGAGUGGUGGCACUAGAAGUCAUGAUGGAAGGCACCCUGGGGAUAUCCUAGAAUCCCAACUAUCAGAAUCAUCAACGUCAAUGAAAGGAAAUGCAGACUUGCUUCUGAAAGAUGUGUUAGAUCAACGACUAGAGCCUCCAGCCAAUGAAUUGGCAAAGGCAGUGGUGCUUGUAAUGAAUAUAGCAUUGGCUUGUAUACGGACGCGUCCUGGGUUGCGUCCGACAAUGCAUUUUGUGUCGCAGAAUUUAUCAGCUCAGUCUUUCUUGUCUUCCUGAGCCAUUUGGUAUGCUUACCAUCAACAAGCUAUCGGCCCUUCAAAACUAGAAGAAAAUAGAGAACAUGCAGCUCCAACUUCACAUUAGAAUUCUUGCUACAAGCAAUCUAUCAAAUAAGG
Molecule: messenger RNA, 3178 nt
Organism: Malus domestica (apple)
Lineage: Eukaryota; Viridiplantae; Streptophyta; Magnoliopsida; Rosales; Rosaceae
Product: MDIS1-interacting receptor like kinase 2-like
Biological process (GO): protein phosphorylation
Molecular function (GO): protein kinase activity; protein binding; ATP binding
Source: RefSeq, a predicted model, not a curated record